AUGUCUCUCCUCUUCCUCAUCCUUCUCUCUCUCCUCUUCGCCUCCGGGGUUUCCUCGCUUCCAGUGACCACCAUCGGCGUCACCUACAACCCCUCCCGCGUCGCCCACCACCCGCCGUCGCCGGACCACGUAGCCUCCCGCAUCCAAUCCUCCCUGAAGCUCUUCUCCGCCGUCCGCCUCCCUGACCCAGACCCGGCCACCAUCCGGGCCUUCGCCUACUCCAACAUCUCCCUCCUCCUCAACGUCCCCAACUCCCUCCUCCCGGCCCUCGCCGCCAACGCCUCGGCCGCCAAGCUCUGGCUCUACACACACGUUCUCCCCUUUUACCCCCGCGCCCGCAUCUCCACCAUCUCCGUCGGCUCCGACGCCCUCCUCGACCCCGACGUCGCCGACCCCGACCUCCGCCUCCUUCCCGCCCUGCGCAAUCUCCACCGCUCCCUCCGCGACCUCGGCAUCCACUCCAUCGCCGUCUCCACCACCUUCUCCUUCGUCCACGUCAUCACCACCGCCUUCCCACCCUCCGCCGCCGAGUUCCAGCAGCCCCUCGCUGACCUCCUCGUCAAGCCCUUGCUCCAGUUCUUGGACCAGACCAACUCCUCCUUCUUGAUCAACCUCCACCCCUACUCCGUGUACAGCCUCAACCACGACAUCCCCAUCGGCUACGCCCUCUUCCAGGAGGAGCCCUUCAGCUUCCGCGACGACCCCCUCACUGGCGUCCGGUACCGGAACCUGUUCGACACUAUGGUCGACGCGGUGAUCAGCGCGAUGGCGGUGGCCGGCCAUGAGAACAUCCCGGUCAUCGUGACGGAGACCGGGUGGCCCAGCGACGACGACUCCAACUACUCGGAGAUGUACAUAAAGGGGUUGAUCCGGCACCUGAGAUCGGGGUUAGGCACGCCGCUGAGGAAGGAAGGCGUGGCCGAGACCUACAUUUACCAGUUGUUGGAUGCGCCGGACGACAAGAACCAGAGCCAGCGGCAGAAUUGGGGGAUUCUCUAUCCCAACAUGACAAACAAGUACCACAUUGAUUUCUCGGCUUCGAAUUCCAUCAUUGCCGGCGGCGGCGGAGGAAGACUUAUUUGGGUGUUCGUUGCGGUUUGGCUGCUUCAUUAG
This is a messenger RNA of Diospyros lotus (date-plum), 1113 nucleotides long. Its product is annotated as glucan endo-1,3-beta-glucosidase 12. Gene Ontology annotation, cellular component: plasma membrane. Gene Ontology annotation, biological process: carbohydrate metabolic process. The coding region runs from base 1 to 1113 and encodes 370 amino acids. The record is from RefSeq and is a predicted model, not a curated record. Gene Ontology annotation, molecular function: hydrolase activity, hydrolyzing O-glycosyl compounds. The transcript has a single exon. Lineage: Eukaryota; Viridiplantae; Streptophyta; Magnoliopsida; Ericales; Ebenaceae.